Prosopis cineraria is the source of this 4860-nucleotide messenger RNA. Its product is annotated as protein transport protein SEC16B homolog. The coding region runs from base 456 to 4616 and encodes 1386 amino acids. Gene Ontology annotation, cellular component: endoplasmic reticulum exit site; ER to Golgi transport vesicle membrane. Gene Ontology annotation, biological process: COPII vesicle coat assembly; autophagy; Golgi organization. The transcript has 13 exons. Lineage: Eukaryota; Viridiplantae; Streptophyta; Magnoliopsida; Fabales; Fabaceae. The record is from RefSeq and is a predicted model, not a curated record.
AACGUCAUUGUUGUGGGGCUGGGUGGUGAGAAAUCGGGGGCUUUCCUUUUUUACUUCUCCUCUUGGAUUGUCUAUUUCAACGGAUCUGUAAGUUAAUCUUGUUUUCUCAGAAUUUCUCCUGUGUCGCUAUACUUGUGGCGAUAAAUUGAGGCGGAAGCCUGCAUUUUCCAGGUAUGGUUUGCUCAAUUUUUGGCUCUUGGAUUGCUAGAUUCCCGAAAUCGCAAUUUUUGUUUGUUUUUCCUAUCAUUGUUUCUUUCACCGGGGGUUAGAUUUAAGAGGGCAGUAACUUUGAGUAGUUGAUUUGCGAUCUCGAGGUUUGGUUGUCAUUUACCGCGGGCAUCGAGUUGGAUUUGUAUGAGGUGAAAUUUAGUGGUUUCGUGACAGUGUUUCAUGGCAAAUUGGCUUGAAUAUUUGAUGGGAUCAGGAGGAGCGGUGAAGGAUUAGGGUUUAGGUCGAUGGCUUCAAAUCCUCCAUUUAACAUGGAGGAUCAGACCGACGAAGAUUUCUUUGAUAAACUGGUAGAGGAUGAUUUGGAACCUCUCAAGCCCGGGCAAGAUGAAGGAAAUGAUUCUGAUGGCCCUAAGGCAGUUGCCAAUUUGGGUGUCACCGAUGGUGAUGCGUCAAUUGAGAAAUCAGAUGGUGGGGAGAGUGUGAAUGAAGUUAAUGGGGAAAAGUCUAGCGUGCAGCUGGACACGGGAUUGUUCGGUACACAUGAAGGAGAAGGAAAUUCAAUGUUCUCCAUGCCAGUUGGGAAUGAUAGCAGGAUGGAACCCAGUAAUGAUAGGAAGGGAUCAGAAGCGACACCAGCUUCAGCUGGAAGCAAGAGCAAUGAAAUUGCAAGUUCUGGGGUUAAAGAGGUGGGUUGGAAUUCAUUUUAUGCGGAUUCUAAAGGAGGUAUUGGGUUUGGUUCAUACUCUGACUUUUUCAAUGGAUUGGGUGAUCAAUCUGGGGGUUUUCCCAGAGAAACAUACAAUAAUUUAAUUAGUGAGAUGAGUUCUCGUCAUGAGAAUCAUGAUGCUAGCUCAAGUAAUUCAAAUAAUUACGGAGAAUAUCAAGACAGCCAAGGUUAUGCAUCUAUUGAAACAAGCACUAGUGAGCAUGAUCUGAAUAGCAGUCAGUACUGGGAAAAUCUUUAUCCUGGUUGGAAGUUUGACACCAACACUGGACAAUGGUAUCAAAUAGAUGGAUACAAUGAAACAGUUACAACUCAGGAAAACUAUGAAGCUAAUUCAUCUGUGGAUUGGACUGCUGCUAAUAGAAAAGCGGAGGUUUCUUAUUUGCAGCAAACUACUCAGUCUGUAACUAGAACUUUGGCUGAAACUGGCACAACUGAAAGUGUAUCUAGCUGGAAUCAGGUUUCCCAUGGAAAUAAUGGGUACCCAGAGCAUAUGGUUUUUGAUCCUCAAUAUCCUGGUUGGUAUUAUGACACAAUUGCCCAAGAAUGGCGCACGUUGGAGGGCUACAGUUCUUCCAUUCAGGGGCUUGAAAAUGGGACUGCUGCUUCCAGCACUUUUCUGAAUAAUGGUGAUAGUUUCUAUAAUGAAUAUGGCCAAGCUAGCAAUUAUGGGUCACAGGAUGUUAGUAGUCAGGCCUUAGAUGGUAGCUGGAAUAGCACAUAUGGUAGUAACCAUCAGCAAGGUUUGGACAUGUACACUGCUGAGACUGUAAAUGGAAGUGUGGAUAAUAGUUCUGGUGGAAACCAGCAAUUUGGUCAUUCUUACGGAUCAAGUAUAUCUGCCAGCAAGAAUCAACAGAUGACUUCUAGUUCAUUUGGAUCAGUCCCAUUGUAUAAUAAAGUUGGCCAUGGUCAUAGUUUGGCUAAUGAAACUGUUGAAUUACAAAGCUUCAUCCCUGGCACAUUUAAUUAUUCAAAUACGAAUUUAGAUGAACCAAAAAACUUCUCUAAUAAUGACCCUACAAUUAGAAAGCCCAUUAAUCAUUCCCAGCAAUCAUUCCCAGCUGGACAACAGCUUUCUUAUGCCCCUCAUGUGGGACGAUCAUCUGCUGGACGUCCUCCUCAUGCCCUGGUUACAUUCGGGUUCGGUGGGAAACUCAUUAUAAUGAAAGAUUCUAGUCUUUUGAACUCAUCAUAUGGAAGCCAGGGUACUGUACAGGGCUCUGUCUCCGUGCUGAACUUGACGGAAGUUGUGAUGGGAAGCAUCAAUUCUUUUGGCAUUGAAAAUGGAGCAAGAGACUAUUUUCAUGCUUUGUGCCAACAAUCUUUCCCAGGUCCGUUGGUUGGUGGGAGUGUUGGAAGUAAAGAGUUAUACAAAUGGAUAGAUGAGAGGAUUGCACAUUGCGAGUCACCUGAUAUGGAUUAUAUUAAAGGUGAAAGGUUGAGAUUGCUUCUUUCUUUGCUUAAAAUAGCUUGUCAACACUAUGGGAAACUACGUUCUCCUUUUGGUACAGACACCUUAUUGAUAGAAAAUGAUACUCCUGAGUCAGCAGUGGCAAAUCUUUUUGCAUAUACAAAGAAAAAGGGCACAGAGUUUACCCAGUAUGGCUUGCCUCACCACUGCUUGCAGAAUUUGCCUUCUGAAGGGCAAAUGCGAGCAACUGCAACUGAGGUACAAAAUCUUCUUGUCUCUGGCAAAAAAAUAGAGGCUUUACAAUGUGCACAAGAAGGUCAAUUGUGGGGACCUGCUCUUGUUCUUGCUUCACAACUUGGUGAUCAGUUCUAUGUUGAUACAGUGAAGCAAAUGGCACUUAGACAGCUGGUUGCCGGUUCACCUUUGCGAACAUUAUGCCUUCUAAUUGCAGGUCAACCAGCUGAAGUUUUUUCUAUUGGCACCUCAAUUAGUGGGUUUUCUAAUUCUGUUAAUAUGCCUCAGCAGCCUGCACAGUUUGAAUCUAAUGGCAUGCUUAGUGACUGGGAAGAGAAUCUGGCUGUAAUAACUGCAAAUAGAACAAAAGGUGAUGAACUCGUGAUUAUUCACCUCGGCGAUUGCUUAUGGAAGGAAAGAAGUGAGAUUACUGCCGCACACAUAUGCUAUUUAGUUGCUGAAGCAAACUUUGAGUCAUAUUCAGACACUGCUAGACUUUGUCUAAUUGGAGCAGAUCACUUGAAGUAUCCUCGAACUUAUGCUAGUCCAGAAGCUAUACAGAGGACAGAGCUAUAUGAGUACUCGAAGAUGCUUGGAAACUCUCAAUUUAUUUUGCUUCCAUUUCUGCCAUAUAAGCUCAUAUAUGCUUAUAUGCUAGCUGAAGUGGGAAAGGUGUCAGACUCAUUGAAGUACUGCCAAGCAGUACUGAAGUCUCUUAAAACUGGACGAGCACCUGAAGUAGAGACAUGGAAACAAUUUGUAUUAUCACUUGAGGAGAGGAUUAGAACCCACCAACAGGGUGGAUAUGCUACCAAUCUGGCUCCUGCAAAACUAGUGGGCAAGUUGCUCAAUUUUUUUGAUAGUACUGCACAUCGUGUUGUUGGUGGUCUACCGCCGCCUGCUCCAUUGCCAUCACAAGGAAUUGGCCAUGGAAAUGAGCAAAGCUACCAACCUAUGGCUCCUAGAGUACCUAAUAGCCAAUCAACGAUGGCCAUGUCAUCUUUAGUGCCCUCUUCUUCAACGGAACCCAUUUGUGAGCGGACUGCUGACAGCAAUAAAAGGACAAUGCAUAAUAGGAGUGUUUCAGAGCCAGCCAUUGGUAGGAGCCCAAGACAGGAGACUACCUCACCUGAUUCACAAGGAAAAGCAUCAGAUUCAGGGGGCACAUCUCGCUUCUCUCGUUUUAGCUUUGGAACAUCUCUUUUGCAGAAGACAGUGGGGUUGGUCUUGAGACCCCGCCUGGGCCGACAGGCUAAGUUAGGUGAAAAGAACAAAUUCUAUUAUGAUGAAAAGCUAAAGAGAUGGGUAGAGGAAGGUGUUGAACCUCCAGCUGAAGAAGCUGCAUUGCCGCCACCUCCUAUAACUGCUUCUUUCCAGAAUGGUAAUCCUGAUUAUAACUUGAAAUCUGCGUUGAAGACAGAAGGAUCUCCUUCUAAUGACGGUCCUGAGUUAAGAACUAUGAGUACUUCUGAAAAUACUUCAGGAAUCCCACCAAUACCACCGAGCUCAAAUCAAUUCUCUGCCCGUGGGCGCAUGGGUGUUCGGUCAAGAUAUGUUGACACCUUCAACCAAGGUGGUGGGAGCUCUACAAACUUUUUUCAGUCCCCUUCGGCCCCAUCUGUUAAACCCUCUCUUGCUGCAAAUGCAAAGUUUUUUAUUCCUGCUCCUGCACCGUUACCAGCUGAGCAGACAGUUGAAGCUAUAGCAGAAUGCAAUCAUGAAUGUAACGCUGUUAAAGAAAAUCCUUCAACUUUCUCCACUAAUGAUUCCUUCCGAUCCCCCAAAAAUUCAUCAUCACCAUCUAUGCAAAGGUUUCCGAGCAUGGAUAACAUUUCAUGCAAGGCCCCAAUCACAAACUGCAAUGGCUCCCGUCCCCCUCAUUCGCGUCGAACAGCUUCAUGGACUGGUGGGAGUUUCAAUGAUGCAUUUAGCCAUCCGAAAACGGGCGAUAUUGUGCCCUUGGGGGAGGCUUUGGGGAUGCCAGCAUCAGCAUUCAUGCCUGAUGAGUCUUCUCAGGCACCUGCUCCCAUGAACGGUGGCAAUUUUGGAGGUCUCCACGAGGUGGAACUUUGAGCAGCAGAUAAACGAACUGUAAAUAUCGAAUUUUUGUUUGAUAUUGAUGGAAGUACGGAAUAGUGUUACACAUCACAUGGAGUUCACAAAGAAGCAAAAGACGACAGUCUUUUUACCCCUCAUUUCACUCUUAAAUCUGAGAUACCGCUUACCAACUCCUGAGCUGGUCAUGUAAGAUUAAAUGCGGUUGCCUCACUUGAUAUUAGGAUCCUGCUUUCUAUUAAAUGGCAAGGGAGUUGACACA